AUGGCUCUGGAUAAAUACAACUCCCAAUGGGUCUCGUUUCAUAUCCGUGACCAUUUGGAUAAUAGAGAGAUUUCUGUCCGACACUGUGUCAUUGAAGAUGGCCAAUUCCACGACCCCGAUAACAACAAACCCAUGACCGAAGAUGACAUCGACGAGCUGGUAAUCCCCGCCGACGGCAUCGGCGAGAUCUGCGCCCGCAGUCGUAGAGGUAGCGAGGGCCGUCUGGAUCUGUUCGAUGGAGAUAACAAGAUCUGCGAGCUCCACUGGGACAAUCGCAAGGACGAAAAGUUUAAUGUCGUCGAGAUGCUGGAUAGUAGUGACAAGUAUCGCGUCACGCAUGGGGGAUGGAGCCCAGAGGCUGGGCCUCUGGGACAUGUCUACGUGGACAUUUGGGCGAAGAAGAAGAAGUGA
Molecule: messenger RNA, 411 nt
Organism: Aspergillus tanneri
Lineage: Eukaryota; Fungi; Ascomycota; Eurotiomycetes; Eurotiales; Aspergillaceae
Product: aegerolysin family protein
Exons: 2
Coding region: 1-411 (136 amino acids)
Biological process (GO): symbiont-mediated hemolysis of host erythrocyte
Source: RefSeq, a predicted model, not a curated record